Messenger RNA from Diorhabda carinulata, 2871 nucleotides. RefSeq names its product centrosomal protein of 63 kDa-like. NCBI's taxonomy places the organism in Eukaryota, Metazoa, Arthropoda, Insecta, Coleoptera, Chrysomelidae. The record is from RefSeq and is a predicted model, not a curated record. The coding region runs from base 1 to 2871 and encodes 956 amino acids. The transcript has 4 exons.
AUGUCGGUAAAUGAAGAGAUUCGUUGGAAUACGCUAUUUAAAAAAUUUAAUGGAUUAGAAAAAGAACUUUUGAAAAUUAUGAAAAAAACACCGCCAAGCAACGAUUACACUGCAAAAAGAGUGUGCAAAUCUGGAGAUAAUUUGAAACAUAAAAUGCUCAUUCCAAUUAACAAGGAACAGAAAAAGAAAAGAAAAAUGGGAAGAAAUCAAGAAACUAAUUGUAACGAAAAAACUAUACACAAGACAGACACUACGUCAUUAGAGUCAAGCGAAAUGAUAAAUAAAAAACAACAUCGAGAUUGGCUCAAUUUCAUGGAACAAAAUAUGAAAGAUGAAUUAGAGAAACUCCAAAAAGAAGAUAAACAUAUUGAAAACGUGGUAGUUACACAAAUCAACGCAUUUUCAAAAUUUAUGAAAGAAAUUUUGUCACGAUUGACCUCAAUUUAUUGUUCAUUAAUAACAGCUGAUACGAAAAAUUGCCAAUUCAACGGAGGAACAUUGAAAGAAAAUGAAGCAGUGCAACAUACAAAAGAAUUAUUACACAAAUUAAAAGAUACGUGUGACGAUAUGAAAAAUCUUUUCACUACAAUUACAGAGAAGACUAUAAACAACGACAUAGUAGCGGCAUUUAUAAAAGGAAUCGAAGAAACGAAAAUAAAAGAAACUAACGAAUCUGUUCAGUAUAUUCUCAACCAAAUUAUUUCUACAUAUGAGAACAUUACAGAAAAACAUGUGAAUACGAUAGAUUCUGGAAUACAGAAAAAAAUAAAUGUAGUAACAAACGAUAUAAAUACAAUCACAUUUCCCAUACAAGAAGUACUCGAAAAAUUGAAAGUGGCGUACGAAAAUGUGAAAAAGACUUACAAUAAUACUAUACAAACACUAAAAAAUAACGAAACUGAUAUAAAAAUGUGUGAAAGUGAUUUAAAAGAGAACGAAAAGACACUUUUUAACGUGGAAAAACCCAUAAGACCGUCGAAAAUACCUAUUUAUUCACCGAAAAAUAAAUUAAAGAGUAUUGAUCAUUUGAAGAAUCAAAUUUCGACGGUUUCGAAUGUUAAAAAAACAAAAAAUCAAAAAGAAAAGAUCGAGAAACAAUCUGAACAAAAAUUAGACAAUGAAAAGUGGUUAAAAUGUUAUAAUGAAAAAGUGAAUCGAGAAUUAAUAGAUAAUGUGAAAUCGAGAGAAAAUAAAAGAAGAAUUAGUGUACAGGAUGUAUUAAAACAACUCAAAAACACUUACGAUAAAAUGAAAUUAGAGUAUAGAACAAUUUCCCGACAUUUAAUUGAAAAAAAUAUUGAAGAUGAAAUAAUAGAAAGAGGAAUAUUUAUAAGAGGAUUAGAAAGAGCGAAAAAAGAAAAUGAAAUUUGUGAAAAAAAUAUAAAUAAAAGUGUUGUUGGAGAGAAAAUUGGAAUUGACCUUUUGGAUGGAAAUGGUUACGAAAAUGUGGAAAAUAUACACAAUUUGAGUACUAAAUCGAGUAAAAGUAAGAUUUUGAAAUGUUUAGAAUCGCUAAGAUUCUUGAGUCCGAAUAAAAAAAAUUAUUACAUCAAAGGAAAUCACACGCAUUUUAGUAAUAAAAAUAUUUUCGCACAAUUUGUCGUAAACCAUAUGGGAAAUGAAAAAUCAGAUGAAUCAAUUCAGCUUAAAAUAGAAGAUUUAUACGAAAAUAACAAUUUAAUAGAUGAAAAUAAAAUGAAUAUACAAGAAGAAAUGAACAACCUAGAAACAGAUAGGAAAAAAAUUGAACAAGAAAUGAGUGAUAUAGAAGCUAAACUUUCUACUUUCAAAGUUUAUAAUGGAGAUAUUCUAUUACAAUUAAUCGAUGGGAAUAUAGCAAAUGAAUAUAUUAGUAAUGAUACGAAUACAAAUAUAAAAACACUCAACACCAAACAAACUGUAUCGAAGCACUACGCGAAACAAAGUAAAAUGAACCCCUCAAAUAAAUUAGGUACAGUUAUGUCAAAACGUAACUGUCAACGUCAAUAUAUGAAAGAAGAACAAAUACAAACAGUAGACGAUAAAGAAAGUCAAAUAGAGUUGGAUGAUUGCGUAUCGAGACCUUUAACAAGAAUAAUGAAAGAUGAAACUAAUCAAACUGAACAAGAAAUUGAAGAUAAUGGAAUAAUUAGGAAAGCAGAAGAACAACUAGAUAGAAUAGAUUCACUACUAAAUAGAAGUGUUAUAAAUAAGAAUCGUAGUAUAGUGGAAGUAGCAGAAGAGCAAAUCCAACGUAUUGAAAGAUAUCUAUCGAAAUAUAGCAAUCGGUUUGAAAAAGAAGAAGAAUGUGAAGAAAUAGAUUUCGAACUUGAAAAUCAUAAGUUUGAUAACAUUCGACAAUAUAAAAGUACGAGUGAAGAUACUUUUAUGAAAUAUCCCGAACCUUUAUCACAAAUAUGUAAUAGAAACGUAGAAGGACAAGGAUCGGGAGAUAAACCGAUUGAUUUUAAAAAAAAAUUAAAAGUUGUUAAGCUACCUAAUCAAAGCUUGUAUGACUGGCAAUCUCCAGAUGAUAAAGAACAAAUAAAAUAUACUAUAAUGCGCGCAGAACAUGGAAUUGAACAGAAAACUAAAAAUCUUUUAGAGAAUUUGGAUACGAAUGAUAGUGGAGAAUACAUCGGGUUUCCUAAUGUAUUAAAUGAACCUAGUAAUUUCAAUCGAAUCGUGAAUAAAUUGAAAACGUAUUCGGUAACGGAAGGAAAAAAUAGUGAAUUAAAACUUGUGUUAAGAACGGAAAAAGAAACUUUCGAAGAACUUAAACAGGUGCUAUUAGAAAAAAUCGAUAGACUGGAUAAUAUUAACAGUAUUUUAAAAAGAAUCGUGGAAAAUCGGCAAAUAAAUAGUGAAGAAUGUGAAAAAGAAGAUCAGUAA